This is a messenger RNA of Poecilia latipinna (sailfin molly), 5454 nucleotides long. Its product is annotated as visinin-like protein 1. Bases 186 to 761 code for a protein of 191 amino acids. The record is from RefSeq and is a predicted model, not a curated record. Gene Ontology annotation, molecular function: calcium ion binding. NCBI's taxonomy places the organism in Eukaryota, Metazoa, Chordata, Actinopteri, Cyprinodontiformes, Poeciliidae. The transcript has 4 exons.
AUUCAUCUUCUUCCACCACAGAGAGAGAGAGAAAAAGAGAGAGGUGAGUGAACUCGGGAGUCUACUUUACAUGAGGGACAAGCCGUUUGGGAGGAAAAUACUGCCGUGACAUCAAGCCGGGAAGCACUUUCCUCGUCAGAAGGAGCUGAAUUUUCCUUCAAAUAUAACAGGAGAGGUGAGGCAUCAUGGGGAAACACAACAGCAAGCUGGCCCCGGAGGUCCUGGACGACCUGACCAAGAGCACGGAGUUCAACGAGGCAGAGCUCAAGCAGUGGUACAAAGGGUUCCUCAAAGACUGCCCCUCAGGCAUUCUCAACCUGGAGGAGUUCCAGCAGCUCUACGUUAAGUUUUUCCCGUAUGGCGACGCAUCAAAAUUCGCACAGCACGCCUUCCGCACGUUUGACAAGAACGGCGAUGGGACCAUCGACUUCAGGGAGUUCAUCUGCGCUCUGUCCAUCACCUCCAGGGGGAGCUUUGAGCAGAAACUCAACUGGGCCUUCAACAUGUACGAUCUGGACGGAGACGGAAAGAUCACACGCAUGGAGAUGCUGGAGAUCAUCGAGGCCAUCUACAAGAUGGUCGGCACGGUGAUCAUGAUGCGCAUGAACGAGGACGGGCUGACGCCUCAGCAGCGCGUCGACAAGAUCUUCUCCAAGAUGGAUAAGGACCACAACGACGAGAUCACCCUGGAGGAGUUCAAAGAGGCGGCCAAGUCCGACCCUUCCAUCGUCUUACUGCUGCAGUGUGACAUGCAGAAGUAGAAGGGGAGGGGAAGGGCAAGAAAAGAAGGAAGGGAAGGGAAGAGAGGGUGAACUGAAGCUAGGGAAGUUAGGAGGUUGAGAAAAGACAGGGAGGGAUGCGGUCCUACAGGAGGAGGAGGAAGAGGCAUUGACGAUUGAUUGACACCAUUCCGUUUAUUCCCCACUCUGCUUUACUCUAGAUGGGAGGCUUGACAAAUUCAGUCAGAUGGUCUGUGAAAAGUGGAAUUCCCUCCUGCUGCAUUUGGUGCAUAGCAGAGCAGCAUGGUGUUACUCGUGCUUUCACACUGUAUUGGACGUGAGAUCACAAGGCUGCGGGGUAACAGCAGUGUUGAGAUCAGCUAUCUGACGGAGAGUGCUAUUUUAUAUUCAUGGAAUACCAGACAUUUCAUAUUAUUAUUGCCUUCAGUCCUGGAGACUGGAGGUACAGUAGACACACUGUUUUGGUCAGACCAUGGCUGCACUGCUUUAGAUUCUUCCCUAGAAAAAGUUCCCAGCUGCUUCCAGGGAGCGUUUUUGUGCCAGAUUAUGGCUGAGUGUCCACCAGCUAAACACUAGGCUGGCAGCUGAUGAAACGUGUCGCCCGGCUGCCUCCAGCGGCGUGGCCAGGCAUACUGAUGUGCUCCGCAGUCACUUCUUAGCUGCCCCCCACAGCUUUGAUAACAAAAAUCAAUAUUUUGUCAAAGGACUUUGUAAUCUGGUUAAUGCUUAGACUUGUUCCGCUUGUGACGCAACCCGUGCUUUUGUUCUUCAAUCUCUCUGAUGUAUGUCGAAUCCUGCAAACCCCGCAGUCUUUCAUCAGUAAAACCACUUGUUUGAGCAACAAGAGGAGGCACUUGACCAUCUCGGCGCGGGGAUAAUCACAGCAGUAAUUAUAGAUCUUAUGACAGAAUGGUAUUUCUGAGAAAGGCCAAACCUGCUACGAUGAUUCACCGUUGUUUCACAUUAAAUAGCCGUCUCUCCUCUUCCUCUGCCUGCGUCCUGCUGCUGCCCCGUUUUUUUUCUUUCUUCCUCCCUAAAUGUCAGAGAGGAAGCGCUUUGAUAAUGGGUAAAGGGAGAGGAACUUUGCUCAGAUCUACAAUCGAUGAGAAACGGAGCAAAGGGUUGAAGAGGUAGCUCAGGCGUUGUGUGUCACCUGUGGUAAUCUAGAUGAAAGAAAAAAACUGGAUGGUGUAUCUACAUAUUUGCAUUAAACACCCAAAAAUACACAGAAACAACUAGUGACCGUUUAGCCAAGAUCCACAUCAACCUAGAAUAGGCAAUCUCAGAGUUAUAUGGUUAUACCAGUCUGAGACUACUUUAAAGUUAGCCAUCCUCUGCAGGAUUAUAGUUUUAGCAAUGGCAUCAGAGGAAGUAAACAAAGUCGUUCAGUCAGUGUUUGCCACGCUUCCACAUAUUGAACAAUUAAAGUCACAGCAAGAGGGAUGUUUAAGACAUUUUAUUUCUGGCAACAAUGUCUUGGUCCUACUCCUCAUGGGGUUGUUUACAGAGCAUACAACUUCCAGUUUGCCUCAUCGAACUGGUGCAUUACGUAUGUCACGUCCAAACAUUAGCGUCUGGGUAAAAUCAGAUUCAAUCAUUUAAAACAUCAACUGAAUCCAUACCUGCAGAAAUGAAUCGUUUGUCAAUAGCCGAGGGUCCAGACCCCUCCAAGUGUCUAAAUGUCACUCACCAAUGACAUUCUGGAUGCUGCAGCAUCUGGACUGCGACUGAUAGGUUGUCCCAGAAAGACACACUUUUGCUCCUAAAGAUAUAUUUGACUCGUCUCAUACAGCUUCAGUUCUCUUGUUCUAAUUGGAAGCGUUCCAAUAAGGAGCAGUGCCAGUCUCCCCUAAAUAACACAACCAGGCGAGAAGGCAUAACAUUCUUUAAAGUUCUUGCUCUACCAACAUCAUAAUAAAACAAAAGCAUAAACUUAGCUUGUCCACACAGUUGGAGGCGCAAUCACACACAUAGCACCAAUAAAAGACAAGGGGAAGUUGAGUUUCAUCAUACUCCCAUACCAGUUAUUUUAAAAUGCCACAAAGAGUAAAGCAAGUUGACUCGUCCUCAUUAGUUUGUCUUGAAGACUGGGAAUUAUGUUAGCGAGAAUGUCCCAGAGAUAUUGUAGUAAACAUUGCGUUUGUGUCCAAAGUAAAGACGAUGAUCUUCUCCUCCACUGCAGACGCUCCCUCCCUGGUUGUUCAGAAAGAGCCUCUACAUGUACAUUAUUAUAAUACGAGUGUAAUCGUAUUUAUGAAUAUAAACAAAUAUAAGAUGUAAAUGUACGGAUAGUGUAGACCUGAUUUCAUUUUACAACACUGCUAUUGAGAGAGAAAGAGUGCAUCUGUGUGUGUCUGAGUAAUACUGAACUGACAUCAGAGCUCUGCGUGUGUGUGUGUGUAUGUGUGUGUGUGUAUUUAGGGGGUUACUGUUUGAGUGUUCAGUGUUUUGUAUUUGUAUCAUUCGCGUAACAAGAGAUGCCUCAGUCUAGUUUCACUUUGUAACAAUGUGAAUGUGACCUCCACUCUGAAGCACUGAGUAUUAUUACCCUAACAUGUUUGCUUUUGUGAUCUGCUGGUAUACAUGAUGUACAAUCUGCCCCAUGAAACAGCCUACUGUCGCAAUGCUACAAGUGCUAAGCCUAUACGAUGGUUAGCUUGCCCCAAACAGCAGAGCUGACAGUUUGUUAUCUAGUUUUGAGGAGAUGGAGGUGAUAAAGAAGCAAUGCUGUGUCACAGUGCCACCUAGUGGUCGGAAGAAAAUGGUCACGUCUGGAAGCAGUUCAGAUGCUGCAUAUUCCCUGUUUCAGUACAUGAUAAACCGCCUUGGAGAUCAAAGUGAAAAGCAUCCUCCAUUACAAGAGAUUGUCUUAUAUAACUAACAGCCAUAUUUAUUCCCCUCAACAUUAUGGUAUGAACAAAUAGCAUGGUUAAUGUUGAUCAAAUAAAGCCCAAUGUGGAAAAAAUGUAAAGCUACGUAUUUAAAAAAAAAAAAAAAAAAAUUAAUUGACUUAACAUUUUUUAUUUUUUUAUGAAAAAGGCUGAAAAAAAGAGUCGGACUUAUUGGCCAAUAUUUCAGCAUUACCUUCUAAUCAAAUUAAGAAAAAGCGACUCAGAAAUCUGUCAACUAAACUACAACCUCUUUUAAUGCUAGGACUGUUUUAAGGCUUUAUUGUGGUUUUAGCUGUAACAGGAAGCAUCUGUCAACAGCAGCUUCUUACUAUCCAAACAGAAUAAAAUUGUUGGCUUCAUGCUUUUAAAAGCGUUUAAGGAGGUUGGACUGAAGCAUCUUCAGAUGGGUUUUAAAUUUACCUUCUUGGUAAGCUAAAAGUUUACUUAAGACACAUUUUAUUUCCUGGUAGUUAGCUAGGUGUGAUUUACACCAGGAUGCUGUUAGUUGUUUACACAAAAGUUUUCCCACUUUACAAUCAUUUAUAGAUCAGUAUGCAGUUUUUUUUGUUUGUUUUUUUUAAACAAUACCUCACAUUGCUAUCAAGUCUUAUUCUUCUCUGCUUUGUGUAUUUUUUGUGGCAGCACCACAUAUAGGCCUGGCUAUAGAACUACAACAUUUAGAAUGGGCUAAUCUGAGAGGGGCCAAGACCAAAGCUGACUUUUACCUUCUAGAUAAAACUCCACUCUCAAAAACAUCAAGGAUGUUUAUGUGAAUGCUUUUUACAAACCUUUAAACUAUCAACAGGUUUGCUUUAACCGGUAUUCACACACAAAAAAAAAAAUAUGAUCAUUUGUAUAGAAAGUGGAGGUUGGAGGCAGUGCACCACCAAUAAUCUUCCAGGGUGAAGCAUAUACUGAGAACAGAAGAUAUUAUUCAUUUCCAGUCAGUAUAAAAAAUAAAUAAAAUAGCAUCAACUACUGUUGUAAUAUUUAGCAUUUUGUUACUUUACUUUUAUAUCAGAAAGUUAUUCUGUCUGAAAAUGCUAGCAAGAAUUAAACAUGGCAAGAUAACAGAUGGUGCAUUUUCUUUCACCUCCAUUUUCCAUUAAAUAAUCAUUGCUACUGUAAUUAAGUGUCAAACAUGAAGAUAGUUGAAAGGCUCUGUUAAUAUUAAACACAUGAGCAUGACAGUAGAAUCAGAGUGUCACUUGAAGCAUGAAAUAAUUGCUGCUUUAGCUUUUGUUUGCCGUUUAUACCAGUAAAUAAACACCUGCCUGUAUUAUUUGUUUAUAUAAUUUACAUUUGCAUUAAAUAUUAUAGGAAAUUGAUCUGGCAGACAAACUAAGAUGAACUCCAUGACAUAGGUGGUGUUAUUAUUUGCCCGUCCCUCUGCCUUGCUGCCUCCCUUUGUGCCGUUUUGAGUCUCUACAUCAUUGACACAGACACGGUUAGUCAUCCAAUUUCACAUGUGCCGGUUUGCUGUAAAAAGCUCUGAUUGGAACAGAUCGGCUCACACAGUAGAUCCACAAUGUUUCUGUCUUCGCUCUGUUGUGUUGAUUAGACUUCAUCCACUCUAAUUAAGAUUCCUGUACACACACCCCCACACAGCUGCAGAUCAUAUGGAGGUUUUUAUUUGACGCAUGACCCGGUUCAGAAUGUUGGUGAGAAAAGUCCAUCUCUUAUGUGCCAACAAUGGGAAUGGGAUUGACCGACUGUGUGGAGCUCAUUGUGAAUUGCUGAUGUACUUGUUACAUGUGAUGCGGUUCUAAACAGGCACCUUAACCUCUGUGACAUGAAUACAAACACAAGUUGUUGUUUUUUUU